CAUUCACCUCGACGUUACCCUUACCUCGAUUUCUUCUAGAAAUAUCAUAUAUAACCACAGAGAUGCGAGGUGCACCUGUCGUUUGCCAAACCAACUGAAAUUGGGCUGUGGUAGUAGUGGGCAAUUCGCCGUGGGAUUCAUCCAGCGCAUCUGACAGCCUACAUAGCGUGUAAUGAGAGACGCAGAAUGCCGCUGCUCACAGUGUGACGGACUGAUGGGGAUUGAACGCACAGACCGCAUCUAAACAGCGCUGGAAGAAGAAACUCGGCGAUUAAGAAAUCUCAUCUAGUCUCAGGAGGGAAAAACAACGACAUGGGGGAGCAGCCCAUCUACAGCACCCGGGCACACGUCUUCCAGAUAGACCCUAGCACUAAGAAGAACUGGAUGCCCACCAGCAAGCAUGCGGUUACUGUAUCUUACUUCUACGACAGUACCAGAAAUGUGUACAGGAUCAUUAGCCUGGAUGGAUCAAAGGCAAUAAUAAACAGCACUAUCACCCCGAACAUGACCUUCACGAAGACAUCACAGAAGUUUGGGCAGUGGGCAGACAGCCGUGCCAACACAGUGUAUGGGCUGGGUUUCUCCUCCGAGCAUCAUCUGGCCAAGUUUGCAGAUAAAUUUGCAGAGUACAAGGAAGCCGCCAGGUUAGCCAAGGAGAAGUCUAUAGAAAAGAUGGAGCUGACAAGUUCGCCUUCUCAGGAAUCACCUGCCGACAUUCAUUCCCCCUUGACUCCACCCGUCACAGCUGACCUCUGCCGAGUCAACGGCACUGGCGACGACAUCUCCCUCUCUGAUGUGUCGCCCAGUUCUAUGCUUCAAUCUGAGCUGUCGCCAACUACGCCAACACUUGCACACAGCCCGACUACCAACAAACACUGGGAAGCAGAGCUUGCAGCACUAAAGAGCAACAAUGCCAAGCUUACAGCUGCACUGCUGGAGUCCACAGCCAAUGUCAAACAAUGGAAACAGCAGCUAGCUGCCUACCAGGAGGAGGCCGAAAGGCUACACAAACGGGUGUCAGAACUGGAAAGUCAGAGUAGUCAAACCAAUGUGAUAAAAUCCCAGAAAACUGAGCUGAACCAAACAAUAGAGGAGCUGGAGUGUACACUGAAGGCAAAAGAAGAGGAAAUGGUGCAAUUGAAAGAAGAAAUAGAAAAUGCUAAGCAGCUUCAAUCUCAGAAAGAUGAACUUACUCGAACGUUAAAGGAGACAGACAUGAGAAACAAAGAGCUGGAAGGACAGUUAGCUGAUCUAGAACAACGUCUGGAGUCAAGUCAAGUGGAUCAAGAGAACCUCCGCAAGAACCUCAAAACCCUGCUGGAGAUUCUGGAUGGAAAGAUCUUUGAGUUAACAGAGCUGAGAGACAACCUGGCUAAGCUCAUAGAGGACAGUUAGACUGCUCCACCUCUCUGCCACAAAACAAGACUUAAGUGCUGAGCCACUGUCCUCCUUAAUGAAAUACACAACGUCUGAUUGAGGCCAAGAGAGUCUGGUAUACUUUCAAGCCAAGCCUUGUCUAAUGGACUCUCCUCACUUUAAACACGUACAUGGAAUGAUUACAUUUGGUUUCACUUGAUUUUGUAUUUUUAAAGUGGGUUAGCUCUCUUCAGUGCCACUGCAACCUUCCAAGUUUAAUUGUUAAGAAUUCUCCUGUACUUUUUUUUAUUGUUGUUUCCCUGAAUUAGGCAGCCAACAAAGAUGGCUGUAUAUAGGCUCCUCCUCUUUUAAGGUGCUGGUUUCGUGUGCCUGGCUGUUGCCGUUGAUGGACGUUUAUUAUGCUGCUGAGGACACUACAUUAAUAACACUAACUGGAUCUUCAGUCGUAUUUUAAGACUGGAUAUUCAGAGCCAUAUGUUGUAGCCAAAAGUAUUUGGCUUGCCUCUUCCCCUUCAUGGAAACUGCCUCAAUGUUAAGUAAAAGUUUCAGGAUAUUUUCAACCACUGACCUAAAAUCUCUUGAUGUUUAUCAAAAUAAACGAGAUGUAGAUGUUGCAUAUGAUUUAGGCUUGUAAUAAACACUGAGCAAUAUUAGUGUGAGCAUCUCUAGGACAGAUUAGUGUGAGUCACUUCAAUGCAUCUGUCAGGUAAUCAAACAGUCUAAAGGAAUGAUUGUGGCUGGUUCUAGGCCAGCUCUCUGAUUUUGAUCAUAUUGGCCUUAUAUUAAUCCGUAUCUAUACAUUUUUCAGGACUCAGUAUUUUAUUGAAGACGAGAAUCUUCCUUUGUUUGUUGACUUACCAAAUGCAAUUAUGUACUCGAUUCCUUACAAUUUUCAAUAACAAUAUUAUUGUAAUAUUUAAAUAAAUCCAUCCUGCUGAUGGAUAUCAAGAUACAUAGAUCACUGUCAGUAUGAUUGUAUUUAUAUGUGGGAAAAAUUCUGUUUUAAA
Molecule: messenger RNA, 2384 nt
Organism: Xyrauchen texanus (razorback sucker)
Lineage: Eukaryota; Metazoa; Chordata; Actinopteri; Cypriniformes; Catostomidae
Gene: homer1b
Product: homer scaffold protein 1b
Exons: 9
Coding region: 313-1395 (360 amino acids)
Biological process (GO): regulation of store-operated calcium entry; G protein-coupled glutamate receptor signaling pathway
Cellular component (GO): plasma membrane; dendrite; cytoplasm
Molecular function (GO): G protein-coupled glutamate receptor binding
Source: RefSeq, a predicted model, not a curated record